Messenger RNA from Macrobrachium nipponense, 8774 nucleotides. Its product is annotated as mucin-2-like. Gene Ontology annotation, cellular component: nucleus. NCBI's taxonomy places the organism in Eukaryota, Metazoa, Arthropoda, Malacostraca, Decapoda, Palaemonidae. The record is from RefSeq and is a predicted model, not a curated record. The transcript is spliced from 13 exons. Gene Ontology annotation, molecular function: RNA polymerase II transcription regulatory region sequence-specific DNA binding; DNA-binding transcription factor activity, RNA polymerase II-specific. Gene Ontology annotation, biological process: urogenital system development; regulation of transcription by RNA polymerase II; embryo development. The coding region runs from base 1 to 8223 and encodes 2740 amino acids.
AUGUCUCCCAUUCACAAUUUACCAUUUAUUUCCUCAGCAGCAUCUACCACAACUUCGUCGCCAACCACUACAUCUCAACCGUCAACCACGACAACUCAAUCACCAACCACCACCUCUCAAUCACCAACCACAACAACUCCAUCACCAACCACUACCUCUCAAUCACCAACCACAACAACUCCAUCACCAACCACUACAUCUCAAUUACCAACCACGACAACUCAAUCACCAACCACUACCUCUCAAUCACCAACUACAACUCCAUCACCAACCACUACCUCUCAAUCACCAACCACAACAACUCCAUCACCAACCACUACAUCUCAAUUACCAACCACGACAACUCAAUCACCAACCACUACCUCUCAAUCACCAACUACAACUCCAUCACAAACCACUACCUCUCAAUCACCAACCACAACAACUCCAUCACCAACCACUACAUCUCAAUCACCAACCACAACAACUCCAUCAUCAACCACUACAUCUCAAUCACCAACCACGACAACUCAAUCACCAACCACUACCUCUCAAUCACCAACCACAACAACUCCAUCACCAACCACUACCUCUCAAUCACCAACCACAACAACUCCAUCACCAACCACUACAUCUCAAUCACCAACCACGACAACUCAAUCACCAACCACUACAACUCAAUCACCAACUACAACAACUCCAUCACCAACCACUACCUCUCAAUCACCAACCACAACAACUCCAUCACCAACCACUACAUCUCAAUUACCAACCACGACAACUCAAUCACCAACCACUACCUCUCAAUCACCAACCACAACAACUCCAUCACCAACCACUACAUCUCAAUUACCAACCACGACAACUCAAUCACCAACUACAACAACUCCAUCACCAACCACUACAUCUCAAUUACCAACCACGACAACUCAAUCACCAACCACUACAUCUGGAACUACAACAACUCCAUCACCAACCACUACAUCUCAAUCACCAACUACAACAACUCCAUCACCAACCACUACCUCUCAAUCACCAACCACAACAACUCCAUCACCAACCACUACCUCUCAAUCACCAACCACAACAACUCCAUCACCAACCACUACCUCUCAAUCACCAACCACAACAACUCCAUCACCAACCACUACCUCUCAAUCACCAACCACAACAACUCCAUCACCAACCACUACCUCUCAAUCACCAACCACAACAACUCCAUCACCAACCACUACCUCUCAGUCACCAACCACAACAACUCCAUCACCAACCACUACCUCUCAAUCACCAACCACUACAUCUCAAUCACCAACCACAACAACUCAAUCACCAACCACGACAACUCAACCACCAACCACAACUCAGUCACCAACCACUACAUCUCAAUCACAAACCACAACAACUCAAUCACCAACCACGACAACUCAAUCACCAACCACUACAUCUCAAUCACCAACCACAACAACUCAACCACCAACCACAACUCAGUCACCAACCACUACAUCUCUAUCACAAACCACAACAACUCAAUCACCAACCACGACAACUCAAUCACCAACCACUACAUCUCAAUCACCAACCACAACUCAGUCACCAACCACUACAUCUCAAUCACCAACCACAACUCAAUCACCAACCACUACAUCUCUAUCACCAACCACAACUCAGUCACCAACCACUACAUCUCAAUCACCAACCACAACUCAGUCACCAACUACUACAUCUCAAUUGCCAACCACAACAACUCAAUCAAUAACUACUACAACUCCAUCACCAACCACAACAACUCAAUCAGCAACUACAACAACUCCAUCUCCAACCACGACAACCCCUGCACCAACCACAACAAUUUCAUCACCAACCACAACGACCACUGCAGUGAUAACAACAACUCCAUCACCAACCACAACCCCUGCAGCAACCUCAACAUCUCCAUCUCCAACCGUAACCCCUGUAGCAACCACAACAUCUCCAUCACCAACCACAACAACCCCUGCAGCAACGACAACAGCUCCAUCUACUACCAUAACUCAAUCACCAACCACAACAACCCCAACAACAACUCCAUCACCAACCACAACAACCUCUAUAGUAGCGACAACAACCCCUGCAGCAACCACAACAACUCAGUCACCAACCACUACAUCUCCAUCACCAACCACUACAACUCCAUCACCAACCACUACAACUAUAUCACCUACCACUACAACUCCAUCACUAACUACAACAACUCUUUCACCAACCACAGCCACUACCAAAGCUCAAUCUACAUCCUCAACUCAAACCACAACAGCUCUCUCUCUGACACCAACCACAACAGCAGCAUCUUCUACUACAACUCAAGCACCAACCACAACUCAAGAACCAACUACGACUCAAGCACCAACUACACCACCAGCUCCUACCACCACAGUACCAACUCCUACAACUACCACCACUCAGCUGUCAGCUACUAAUAGGCUGCUUGCGAUACUGAGGAGAGCACGUGACUACUUACGGAGCCUAGCCGCAAGACUCAGAGGCCAGUCAGGGAAGAGGCGAAGAAGGAGUGCCCUGACCUAUGGUGUCGAUACAUCAGUCUCAGGAAAUCUGACACUAUCACCCUACUGUGGGGUGCAAGAUUCACUCUCAGGCACCAUAACAGGUGUCCUCGACAAAUUAAUCGAUUACUUUGCCAAAGUAACAGCAAACAGUUUGGUUGAUGAGGUUGAAUGCAUGACCAACUUGCUGCAAGAGAUUUUGAAGAAGAUAGAGAGUAAUGAAAUUCCUCUCAGUCAAGAUGCGACUCUGGCGGCAGCAGUCGACAAUGCCACUAACGUCCUAACAGCCCUUAUCAGUGACUUGGAAGGACAAACUACGACAGCAUCGACCUCAACCCCAGCACCAACAACCACAACCCCAUCUCCCACCACCACAACCCCAUCUCCCAUCACCACAACACCAGCUCAGACCACAACUUCAGGUCCAACCACCACAACAGCCGCCAAGCAACAAGAAACAAAACCAUCUGGUCUAAACCACCACCACAGCCCCAGCUCAGACCACCAACUUUCAGGUCCAACAACCCAACAACCACCAGCAGAAGAAAACAACUUCUGGUCUAACCACCACAACACCAGCACAGAACACAACUUUCUGGGUCUAACCACCACAACACCAGACACAAGAAACAACGACUUCAGGUCCAACCACCACAACACCAGCACAGAACACAACUUCUGGUCUAACCACCACAACACCAGCACAGAACACAACUUCUGGUCUAACCACCACAACACCAGCACAGAACACAACUUCUGGUCUAACCACCACAACACCAGCACAGAACACAACUUAUGGUCUAACCACCACAACACCAGCACAGAACACAACUUCAGGUCCAACCACCACAACACCAGCACAGAACACAACUUCAGGUCCAACAACCACAACACCAGCACAGAACACAACUUCAGGUCCAACAACCACAACACCAGCACAGAACACAACUUCAGGUCCAACCACCACAACACCAGCACAGAACACAACUUCAGGUCCAACAACCACAACACCAGCACAGAACACAACUUCAGGUCCAACAAACCACACACCAGCACAGACACAACUUCAGUGUCAACAACCAACAACACCAGCCAGAACACAACUUCAGGUCUAACCACCACAACACCAGCACAGAACACAACUUCAGGUCCAACCACCACAACACCAGCACAGAACACAACUUCUGGUCUAACCACCACAACACCAGCUCAGACCACAACUUCAGGUCCAACAACCACAACACCAGCACAGAACACAACUUCAGGUCCAACAACCACAACACCAGCACAGAACACAACUUCAGGUCUAACCACCACAACACCAGCACAGAACACAACUUCAGGUCCAACAACCACAACACCAGCACAGAACACAACUUCAGGUCCAACCACCACAACACUAGCACAGACCACAACUUCUGGUCCAACUACCACAACAUCAGCUCAGACCACAACUUCAGGUCCAACAACCACAACACCAGCUCAGACCACAACUUCAAGUCUAACCACCACAACACCAGCUCAAACCACAACUUCAGGUCCAACCACCACAACACCAACUCAGACCACAACUUCAGCUCAGACCACAACUUCAGGUCUAACAACCACAACACCAACUCAGACCACAACUUCAGGUUUAACCACCACAACAACAGCUCAGACCACAACUUCAGGUCCAACUACCACAACAUCAGCUCAGACGACAACUUCUGGUCCAACUACCACAACAUCAGCUCAGACCACAACUUCUGGUCCAACUACCACAACACCAGCUCAGACCACAACUUCAGGUCUAACAACCACAACACCAACUCAGACCACAACUUCUGGUCCAACAACCACAACACCAACUCAGACCACAACUUCAGGUCUAACAACCACAACACCAACUCAGACCACAACUUCAGGUCUAACCACCACAACACCAACUCAGACCACAACUUCAGGUCUAACCACAACAACACCAACUCAGACCACAACUUCAGGUCUAACCACAACAACACCAACUCAGACCACAACUUCAGGUCUAACCACCACAACACCGCCUCACACCACAACCUUAGGUCCAACCACAACUCUAGCUCAGACCACAAUUUCAGGUCCAACUACAACAACUGCAGCUCACACCACAACUUCAGGUUCAACCACAACUACUCUAGCUCAGACCACAACUUCAGGUUCAACCACAACUACUCCAGCUCAGACCACAACUUCAGGUCCAACCACAACUAAUCCAGCUCAGACCACAACUUCAGGUCCAACCACAACUACUCCAGCUCAGACCACAACUUCAGCUCAGACCACAACUUCAGGUCCAACCACAACUACUCCAGCUCAGAACACAACUUCAGGUCCAACCACAACUACUCCAGCUCAGACCACAACUUCAGGUCCAACCACAACUACUCCAGCUCAGACCACAACUUCAGGUCCAACCACAACUACUCCAGCUCAGAACACAACUUCAGGUCCAACCACAACUACUCCAGCUCAGACCACAACUUCAGGUCCAACCACAACUACUCCAGCUCAGACCACAACUUCAGGUCCAACCACAACUACUCCAGCUCAGAACACAACUUCAGGUCCAACCACAACUACUCCAGCUCAGACCACAACUUCAGGUCCACCCACAACAUCCCCAACUCAGACCACAACUUCAGGUCCAACCACAACUACUCCAGCUCAGACCACAACUUCAGGACCAAGCACGACCACUCCAGCUCAGACCACAACUUCAGUUCCAACCACAACAACUGCAGCCUCCACCGGACAAGGCUCUUUUCAUAUUGAUGGAAUGUCUUCAGGAAGAAUUGCUUAUAACACCUACAAAUUUGGUUCAUGGGGACAUCCAUCAUUUUCAGUGCAGAUGAGAACGUUGCUAAAACGAACGCGCAGCUGGCUCAUCACCGCUCUCAAAAAAGCGCUGGCGAACUUCAACAAACUCUACAGUCUAAUGCAGCAGGCUAGCGCCUCGGUGGGACGCAGAAGACGCGCCGUGUACUCUAUUUCAGCCCCCGACAACAACACGAUUGUCCUCUCUUCUUAUUGCGGGCUGGGCAACUCCAUGACUGAUACCCCAACGAAUAUCUCUUUAUACCUGGACAACUACUUCAUAUCUCUGAAUGCCAGCAGUGACCCUGAAGAGGUCGAGUGCAUGGCCUUCUUGUUGGCAGAGUUCGUGAGUCUCGUAGAAAACGGGACGGCCAGUUUGCACCUUGGCGAGAUGCCAGGACUCUGGAACACCACUGAAGAAGCUAUCAAGUGGGUGACCAUACUCAUAUAUGGAAUGAACACAACGACAGCAGUGCAGACUUCUGUAACUACCCAAGUUCCGACAACGCAGAUGAGUGUAACUGACACAACAGAAGUGUUAACUCCACCACCUGAGUGUGGAUACUGGACAUGCAGUACUUUUAUAGCACUGUAUAGUGUACUUAAAAUUAUUUCAAAAUUUAGAAAGAUCAUGUCUGAGCAUAUUUCUGUAAAAAUGGACCCAGACGAUGUUGCCAAAUGUCUGGUUAAAAAGGAGGCUACAGAAGUGCCUUUUAUUAGUAUCAAGACGGAAUACGACCAUGACGACAAUGUUAACUCAGGUACAAAUGAUAGCUGUAUAUAUGUAGAUUCUUCUGUAGAGGUAAAAAAAGAAAUUAAAUUGGAACUGGAUCAGGAUAGUUUACAGUUAACAGAUCUUGAUGAAGAUCCACUGAAGUGCAAUGACGAGGGAGGUCAAAAUGUAAUCGGUAAUGAAGAAAGUCUUACUUCGCAGAAUUUUCUGUGCAAAGAAUGUGGUAAAGUUUUCCUUCAAGAAGAUCAUUUUCAAGUUCACUUGAGAAUUCACGAGGAAGUAGGACCUUUUGUAUGUAACGAGUGUGGAAGAACUUUUGACAAGAAAAAUAAUCUUGAAAGUCAUAAGAGAAUUCACAGAAUCAAAAGGCCCCAUAAAUGUAAAGAAUGUGGAAAAGCUUAUUUUCAUAAACAGGAUCUUGAGACUCACAUGAACAUUCAUGAAGGGAAGAGGCUUUACAACUGUAUGAUCUGUGACAAAGCAUUUUCCCAGAAAAAAUAUGUCACAAAUCACAUGAGAAUUCAUUCAGGGGUGAAGCCAUUCUCAUGCAAGGAAUGUGGGAAAUCUUAUACUUAUAAGAAAUCUUUAAAUUAUCAUAUGGGAGUCCACAAAGGCAAAAGGCCCUUUUCAUGUAAACUCUGUGAAAAAUCUUUUUACCGUGAAGAUGAACUCAAUUAUCACAUUAAAAUUCAUAUGGGAGAGCGGACACUGGUUUGCAAGGACUGUGGGAAAACAUUUUUCCGCAAGUGUGAUCUCGAGUGUCAUGUGAGAGUUCAUACUGGAGAGAAACCAUUCAAGUGUGAAGAGUGUGGGAAAAUGUGCACCCAGAAAGGUAAUUUAAUUAGUCAUGUUAAAAGAGUCCAUGGGCAUGCCUAUAGCAAAAUUGGUGGGAUUCAUGCAGCCACUGGAGGAAAUGUUCAGUCGCGAUUUCUUAGAGCAACAAAGAAUACUACUUGGAAGUUGGAACAGACUUAUUCUACAGCUUUUAAAGAUGGAAACGUCUCUGUGCCCAGUUCAUGUAACCAAUCACUAAAAAUGAGUGAGGAGUGUAUUUUAAUAAAAGAGGAAGUUCUAGCUAGUGAGGAUGAACUGCUAUCUUGUGAGGAUUGUGGCUUGACUUUUACUGAGCAUGCAAUGCUCAUCAGGCACAAAGUUCAGCAUGCGCGAAAACGGAUAAGGAAUCCCAAAGAACGUCCCUUUAAGUGUGACCUCUGUAAAAGUAGCUUCACCAGGAGAACUGACCUUAACAGGCAUAAAGGCAUACACACUCAUCCAUAUGCGUGUGAUCAGUGUGGAAUGACUUUUAGUCAGAAAGUACAGCUAGUAAAUCAUAAUAGAAAACACACAGGAGAGACGCCUUUUUUGUGCAGAUUUUGUGGCAAGACAUUCAGUAACAAACGGGCUUGUGAUUCGCACGAAAUUGAUCAUACCGGAGAACAGCCGUUUGUGUGUAGCAUCUGUAAUAAACCUUUCAGAUCAUCAACAACCCUCAACAAGCAUUUGCGAUUACAUACGGGAGAACGCCCAUUCUCAUGUGACGUGUGUGGGAAAACCUUUACGCAGAAAGACCACGUAAAUUCCCAUAAGAGAUUACAUACAGGUGAGCGCCCUUUUUCGUGUACCGUUUGUGGGAAAAGCUUCCGUGAAAGAGGACACCUAAUUAGGCAUAUGAAGUGUCACACUGGUGAGAUCUCUUGUGGUGAAUGUGGGAAGAUCUUUUGUGCAAAGAGCAUUCUGAAAAGACACAUGAAAGUCCAUUUAGGAGACAGUUCUUUUGACUGUGAUGUAUGUGGGAAAGUGUUUGCUACAAAAGAGGACCUUGUUAAGCAUCAUAAGCAACAUGAGGGUAGGAAGCAAUUCUCCUGUGAUGGCUGUGGUAAGAGGUUUUGUGAGAGUGGAAAUCUUUUGAAACACAUGAAGAGUCAUGGUGCCGAGGGAUUUUUCUUUUGCAUUGAAUGUGGAAAAGGAUUUGUACAACAAAGCCAUCUGGAUUUCCACAGAAGUGAACACUUUGGAGAGGAAGCCAAUCAAAAUGUUGAACCAAAGGAUAUUCCUGAUUUUGAGGAAGUCGAUAUGAAUGCAUUGGAAAAGGAGUGCAUAAAGGAGAUAUCUUUUGUAAGUGUGGAUGUAGAAUAAAGGUUUUCUGUGUAGUGAUAAAAAAUAUGUUUGUUUGACAUCUGUUGAAUGAGGUUAUACAAUUUUAAAAUGCAAUUUAUAUAUAUUGUUUCUCAGAUUUUGUUGUAACUUUUUUCAGUGUACAGGUGUGGUAAUACAGUACAGUAUUUGACAUGCACCAGGUGCAUACUUUGUAACCUUGACAUUUCAGCAGCCUCCUCAAUGCUUUCAGGAAUGUUUGUGUCACGGACAUCUUUAUGGUUCUUUGGCCAUGUAAAACAUAUUAUUUAAGUUAUACAAGCAUCCUUGAUCUUGUGAUGGAUGUAUUAAUAUAUGCUCAGGAAUUUACCAAAAUUUAGAUACCAGUAAUUGCUCAUCAUUCAUGUUAAUGCCUGCAGUGGCAAAGUCAGUUUUGAUUUAUGAACUGGGGGAGUGAAAGCACAAACUGUAUAGUUACGUUGUCAUCACAUUGAUUAGUGUUUUUUUAAUAGUGAAUCUUUAUUGUUAAAAAGACAGGCAUUUAGUAUUGCCAACAAGUUUUAUCUAGACCAAAAUAAAGUAUGAACAAUAAA